Messenger RNA from Brenthis ino (lesser marbled fritillary), 3154 nucleotides. The record is from the annotation of a GenBank genome assembly. NCBI's taxonomy places the organism in Eukaryota, Metazoa, Arthropoda, Insecta, Lepidoptera, Nymphalidae.
GUCUUUACCUUUGUUUACAUCAGCGCAUAACAAAAUAGCUGCCGCUACAAAAUUUGUGGUAUCCACGUAUGAUAAUGAUCACGCAUAUUUUAAAGGACAUGUCAUAAGAGAAAAGAACUUGUAUCCAUUUUCUGGAGCACUCGUAGGAGUUUGGGACACAUUGGCAAUGGUUUUAGGUGUAGAGAAGAAACAGCUGUCAGUUCAGUUUACUGAUAUACAUUUCUUUACACAACCAAUUCUUCAUAAACAGCGAAACUUGCGUUUAAAUAUAGCUUUACAUAGAGGAAAUGGCCGUUUUGAAGUAUUAGAUGAAAGUUCUACAAUCAUAACAGGUUAUAUAACUGGAGAGCUAAAAAAAGACAAACAAGACAAAGUUAAUUUAAAUUGUAAGGAAGAAAUGCAACUUAAAUCAGAUGAUAUUUAUAAACUCUUUUCUAUAAGGGAUUAUAAUUAUUCAGGUGUAUUUCGUAGUAUUUACAAUGCUAGUUUGUCAUUAUCUGAAGCUAAUAUAAAAUGGGAAGACAAUUGGGUGGCCAUGAUUGACAGUAUGCUCCAAUUAAAUGCGCUCAGAAGAAUUCAUGAAACCGUUUCUCAGCCACAUUUUGUAAGAAAAAUAAUAAUUGACGUAAACGAGCAUUUCGAUGAAAUGUAUGAAAUAGAUGGGAUAAAAGUUACACCUGCGAGGAUAUUUGAUGUUCAUGAUUAUACGAGAUGCGGUGGUAUAAUCAUGCAAAAUAUAAGAUUUCAUGAUUUGCCAACUAUCUGUAAAAAUGUUGGACUAAAAACCCUAAAAUUUAUUCCACACUUUUCUACAAGCGCCAUCGAUAAAGUAUCAGCACUCUCUACUUAUAUACAAAUAUGUGCUGAAAAUUUAAAUAAACACGAUUUAAAUAUUAUAGAAAUUUUUGAAAAUAGUGUCUCUGGAUUUGCUGAUACUAAUCAAAUUCUCUCUGAAAUUCCUGGAAUACAGGCGAAUUAUUCAGUAAUUGCAAGAGAUAGCCUUAAAACAAGUAAUAUUGCUUCAUUGGGUGAAAUCGAUUUGCUGUUAGUGUUAAAUCUAUCAAAUAAUGAUGAUUUAUGUCAAAUGCUACACCGAAUUCUUAGAUGCAAUACUUUUGUGGUUAACUAUGAGAAGUAUAAAGCAGAAAUUUCGAGGGAUCGACCAUCAUCCCUGUACCAAAGUAUUUGUGCACAUACAAUAGGGUCAACAGUUAUAGAACUAGUGUUGUGGCGUCCCACUGAAUCAAAUGUUGGCACUAGUGCUGUAACAGUUUACACCGAAUCUGAUUUUGCUCUACUUACUUCAAGAAUAACAGCAAUACAAUUAAAUCAAAAACUUGUGAUAUUAACCUCGUAUCCUCCAUUAGCUUCUUUAAAAACAGCAGUAAAGAAAUGGAGAACAGAGGAUAACCGCAAAAUUAAUCUAAUCAUGAUCAAUGAGUUUUCCAGUACCCCGAAUCUGGAUAAAAUACCACUUACUGACUUAGCCGUUAAUAUUUUGCAUAAAGGCACGUGGGGCGGAGAAUACUACUUACCUGCAAAAGAAAUUUCAAGAAAAGAAGGACUUGGAUUAGAGCUUAAUAUUAGACAGUUAGGUGACCUAGACUCCUUGCAUUGGACAGAAUUACGGGAGCCUAGAGGCACGGGCAUAAAUGUAAAGGUUCAUUUUGCUGGAGUAAAUAUUGUUGAAGUACAGAACAAAAUGGGAGUUAUUUCAUGCGAUAAAGAAGACAUGCAACUUUUCGAUUUUAGUGGAACUACUGAUAGCGGAGCUCGUGUAAUGGGAAUUGCGAAUUAUGAAUCUAUAAGAACACAUGUAAGCGUGAAACCGGAAUAUCUGUGGCCUGUGCCGGCACACUGGACUAUGGAAGAUGCAGCUACAGUUCCAUUGGCCUACUGUCUCGCUCUUUAUUGCUUGGCAAAGUUCAAGCCUGGAAUAACAAUUUUGGUACAUGGAGGCGCUGGUGCUCUUGGCCAGGCAGUUAUAUCGAUUGCUUUGGCAUAUGGCUGCAACAUUUUUACUACUGUUAGCGAUAUCACCAAAAAGAGAUUCCUGCAAAAACUCUUCCCAGAGCUUAAAGAAAGUCACAUUGGAAAUUCACGUGAUAUAAGUUUCGGAGAUAUAGUGCUACACGCUACAAAGGGUGAGGGUUGUAAUUUAAUCAUAAGCUGUGUUAAAGGAGCCCUUAAAAAUAAGUUGCAAUUAAUGCUCACCGAGGGUAUUGCCCGUGGAUACGUCCGGCCACUGUCUCGUGUGACGUAUUCCCCACAAGAUGUAACACGUGCAUACAGUCUUCAAGCUGGAAGCCGUCAUCGUGGACGUGUACUACUCGACUUAAAAAAGGAUAUAUCUCAUGUUCAGAUAAAAAUAACUUGUUCUACUCAACUACGACAGUUGGUAAUAUCAGAGAACGAAUUGCUGGCAUUAAAAUUAGUCGACAGACUAGUGAACCGUGGGGCUAGAAAGAUAAUAUUAGUUUCUUCGACUGGAUCAUCAUAUUGUCUGUCCCAAAAAUUACGAACUUGGGUUAAACAAGGAGUACAAGUAAAAGUGAUCCUUGAAAAUACGUUUAGUUCAAAUAGCAUUAUUAAUUUAUCUGCUGAGGAUCAGUCGUUCGCAGGCAUUGAAGGAAUAUAUUACAUAGUUUCUGCAAAUGCAAUAAGUGAGAAUAGUUACGAAAUGUUGAAGCAGAUCAAACUAUUAUCGCAAAAAUUAUGCUCAGAUUUAAAAUAUUUUGCUAUUAUUAACGACGGAAAAGACGAUUUUGAAAGAACAGUUUUAUCUCAAGUUGUUGACAAUCAAUUAUUAACCUGGAUUAAGCUGCCUGCUUUGAAAAUGGUACAUAAGAAGAAUGAAAAUGAAUUUGAUGAAGCUAUUUCAGCAGUAAAUGCCAUUGAUGCCAUUGAAAAAGCAAUUUGCCUGAAAGAACGUGCUAUACUCAUACAUUCCUUAAAAAAAUCUCAAGCUGUGUCCUUGGUACAUGAAUUAGGUUCAAAAACAGGCAUAAAUAUUCCCGAUGAUAUACCAGAAAGUACUUUUAUAGCAGAUUUGGAUAUUGAGCCUGCUAAGUUAGAAAUAUUUAGGUCUUAUUUGUAUAAUACUUAUCACAUAUUCUUAGACGAAAAUAGUUUACCAGCCUUGACUAUUAAAUCG